Messenger RNA from Purpureocillium takamizusanense, 1695 nucleotides. RefSeq lists its product as uncharacterized. The transcript has a single exon. NCBI's taxonomy places the organism in Eukaryota, Fungi, Ascomycota, Sordariomycetes, Hypocreales, Ophiocordycipitaceae. Bases 1 to 1695 code for a protein of 564 amino acids. The record is from RefSeq and is a predicted model, not a curated record.
AUGGCUCCCUCUAAUACUUGGGGUCGCCUUCGUGUUGCUGGGGCUCUCUCGAUCUUGGCGGGCCUCAGCGGGGUCAGCGGCAUUCCCAAGAGCACGCUCAUCAAUCCUCCAAGCUCCUUCUUCGCAACCAGCCAAGUUGAGUACUCCUCAGCUCUCAACAUCGCUGCGAGCGAUGGUGACUUGUGGCCUACUACGUGGGCCGACGAUGACAACAUCUACACGGCCAACGGUGACGGACGAGGGUUCUCUACCAAUCAAGCUGAUUUCGCCGACGCUGUGGCGAAUCGCAUUUCUGGCACACCGGACACCGGUAUUUCUGGCUUGCGCUUGGCCGCCGGGAACCAGCUUGGCCCUGUCUGGACGGCAGGUACUUACAAUAGAAAGCCGACAGGCAUCGUUGCUGUCGACGGUGAUGGCGAUGGCAAGGACGAGCUGUAUUUGGCUAUUCAGGACUUGAACUAUGGAGGAAAUGGUGCUGCCUUCAACGAUGUGCCUGCCGCAAGCAUCCUCCGCUCGGCCGACUACGGCAACACUUGGACGGCGACUCAAUCUCCUAUGUUUUCAAACUACACUUUUACGACUGUCUUCUUCCUGGACUUUGGCAAGAGCCAGUCGCAAGCCUCAGUGCUAGGGGCAGAUGGUCCCAAGUACGUGUACGCCUACGGCCUAGACAACAAUUGGCGUGACUCAGUGGCAGGGACCGUGCCUGACCCUCAAGACCUCUAUCUCGCGCGGGUUCCCGUCAAUGCUGUACAGGACGUCUCAAAGUGGCAGUUCUUUAGCGGCUCAGUGUCGGCGCCUGCUUGGACGGCAGACAUCAAAGCACGCCGAUCGGUCCUUCACGACUCGCGUCGGGAGUACCCAGGCGACCAAACGGCCGACGGCUUUUCCGUCCUCUCCCAAGGCAGUGUCGUGUAUAACGCGCCGUUGAAGAGGUACAUCUAUACCAGCUGGACAGACUACACCUUUGACUUCUACGAGGCGCCCCAACCUUGGGGCCCCUUCACGCUUUUUGAGUCGAAGGACUUCGGCGUCACUCCAUGGUUCGGACGCAACACGAGCACACCUAAAAACGGCGGCUAUGCCACGACCAUUCCUUCAAAGUUCAUCUCUGCAGACGGCAAGAGUAUGUGGGUUCAGUCCAACUGGUUUGUGGGCGCCGCGGCGGGCAGCGACGUCAAUUACUCCUUCUCCUUGCGACGUCUCCAGGUGACCAAGUACACGUCAACCCAGGCAACCAACCAGCCUGGCAAUACCAACCUAGCCCGUGAGACGGGAACGGUGCCGAUUUGCAAGGCGGCGCAUUACGGACAUUUGCAAUACCUCAAUGACGGCGCUACGCUGAGUGAGGACAGUUGGGACGGGUCCCAGAAGGACCUCGACCGCUGGGGCUAUACCUGGUCUACCCAAUACCACAUGAACCGCGUAGUCUACACCACUGGCAACUCUUUCGCAGACGGCGGGUGGUUCUCCAGCAACCUGACUGUACAGGUCCGGAAGAACUUUCAGUGGGUCAACGUCAACGAUCUCCAAGUCAGCCCGCAAUAUCCAUACAACAAUGCCGCGGUGCCUAACAAGGCUUUUACGUUCGAAUUCGCCGACGUGGUCGGUGAUGGCAUUCAAAUCAUUGGUGUGCCUGGUGGUUCGUUCUUCUUCACGUCAAUCGCCGAGCUGGAGGUGUAUUAUGACAGUUGA